AUGUCAAAAAAAGAAAGGAAAAAGCUUGAAAAAAAAAAUAUCAAAGUUAAACCACCAGAACAACAACAAUAUGUUACUACUAAUGAUAAGGAUGUUAAUAAAUCAUCUCUUGAUGAAUUAGCUAGUCUUGAUGAUGAUGAAGAAUUUCCAAGCGUGGAAGAAUUAUUGAAUAGAGCUAUUCCUCCAAAAAAGGAAUGUGAAAAAAAGAAUGACAUUGUUGAACUACUAGACCAACAACAAGAACAGGAACAAUCCGAACAUGAAUUACCAGAUUAUGAUGUUUUGAAAGAUGAGACAUUAAGCAUUCCAGGUGAAUUAGUGUUAGCCUACUCUUUAAGAAAAUACUAUCCAGCAAAAAUCAUUGGUUAUCAGAAGCCUGGAAAGUACCAUGUCCUCUUUUGUGAUGGAUCCAAGACAACACUUGGUAGAAAUAAAUUUUAUACAAUUUAUGAAAAAGGAUUUGUGACUUGCAAUUUGGGUGAAAUUGUAAUGGAAAAAGAAGACCCUGAUUAUGAAGAUCCGGAAUUAAUUGCUACAAUUCUAGAUCUCGAACCAACAUUGUCCGAUGUUCUAUUAGGCAAUGAUAAAUUGGCGUGGAGAUAUGAUUAUUUUGUUAAGGGAAAGAAAAAGCGUCAGUUAUUAGCUUCUCGUGUUUCACAAGGACCAUUCAACCAAAGUGAAUUUGGUUUGAUAGCAAAAGUUUUAAGACAUAUGUAUGUGCCUGAUGUUGCAAAAGCUAUCGAUAAGAAAGAUAAUAUCGUUAAACCUUCGGAAUUGAUCAUAUUGAUCAUGAAAGAAGAUGGAUUAAGUUACAAGGAAGCUGAUUAUAAAAUGACUGAUGGAUAUGAAGAUUUGAGAUGGGUAGAGACUAUUAUGUCAUCUAGAAGUUGCUUUAUGUCAUUUAGAUAG
Molecule: messenger RNA, 909 nt
Organism: Entrophospora candida
Lineage: Eukaryota; Fungi; Glomeromycota; Glomeromycetes; Entrophosporales; Entrophosporaceae
Source: the annotation of a GenBank genome assembly